AAUAUUUAUAGAAUGUCGAUGUGUCAAACUUAAACAAUUUUUUUGGUGUGAAGAAAAAUAUUAAUUAUUGUUUGUUAUACGGUGCAAUUCAAUGCUGAAAUUAUUACGGAAUUGCUAUUAAUUAUGAAAAAAAGAUUUACGAACAAUCACAAUGAAUUCAAAAAACAUUAUUUAUUUUGGAAUACUGGCUGUGCUUUAUUUCGUACAAGUUUCAUCAUCAGAAAAGAAGGACUGUACUGAAUUGGCAAGAGACGACGAAACCUUAUUGGUAUUUUCAACAUUAGGGGGCGGAUUAACUGCAUUAGACCCAAUAACAAGUGAAAUAAGAUGGAGUAUUGACGAUGAACCGACGGUGGUUAAUGUUCCCCCCAAUUCGGAUGUGCCGAAUCCCCAAUAUUUGCCAGACCCUCGAGAUGGUUCAUUAUACCAAUUGGGCGAUAUGGGUGGUCUCAAGAAGCUGCCAUAUACGAUUCCACAGUUAGUAGCAAGUGCACCGUGUCGUUCCAGUGACGGCAUAUUGUAUUCUGGGAAGAAGAGCGACACCUGGUUUUUGAUUGAUCCCAAAACAGGACAGAGAGAGACCGUCCUAGGAUUUGGAUCACCUAGUCAAUAUAAGGACAAAAUUGGAUGGGCCACAUCUCGUGCAAUGUAUUUGGGACGUACACAGUACACCGUAUUGAUGUACGACAGUUUAUCCAACAAUAAAAAGCCGUUCAAUGUCACCUUCUUCGAUUAUUCGUCGCACACCAUGGCCCCAGAAGUGUCUAAGGAGUAUGAAUGGAUUCAUCUGACGAGCAGUUCGAGUGGAAUGGUUGCAACAUUAAAUCGAAAGAAAGGAAAUUUUUUGUGGCAAAAGGAUUUGUCCAGUCCGGUUGUUGCGACGUUCCUUCUGAAUUCGGAUGGACUACUUAGUGUACCAUUUACAACCGUAUCCGACGAAACAUUGAAUGGGAUAGUUGAAUACGCUAGAGAUGGUCAAAAGAACGACAUCAAGCUAUUCCAAACACUUUACGUAGGCGAGCAUCACACUGGCCUGUAUGCUCUACCGUCAUUGGUCGAUAAAAAAGUUGCUACGAUAUCAUCAGAUCCACCGGUUAAGCUCAUCGAUGGACCGAACACUGAUGCCGAAUUGAAUCCCAACCUGGUGUAUCUGAACACACUCUUUAACAACGAAGAUGCAGAUGAGCGACAGCAUCGCAACGUUAUCGUCCUCGGCCACUAUCAAAUGCCAAAAACGAUAGAUGACUUAACACUGUCGAUUUCGCCAACACUAAAUAAAAAGCCGUCGAACAACCGCGAGUUGGUGGCUGCAGACAAAUUUGAUAUACUAAACAUCAACACAGAGUCAAAUGCUCAAAACAAUUUCAUCAUUAUUCGUCAAGGAGAUCGUUCAAUCGGAAUACCGGUUGAUGGAGAUAGUAUUCCGGUUGAAAAUCAAACGGUGAAUGCAACAAUUUCGCCUCGCGAAUUUUUGGCAAGCAUUUACAACACAUCACAAAACUGGCUGAAUGCCCAAGAAAGUAAAAUUCUGAAACUGUUGCUCAUCAUUUUAAUGGGAAUGAUAGUUGCAAUGUUUUGGUACAUGCGAAGCACCGUCCGUGAAUUACGACAAAGUCAAAGUGGUUCGCAGACCAGUAAUAUCAUAAGUCGUGGCAGUGGAAGUUAUCAGGAAUUGAUUGAUUUGGGCGACGGAGAAGUAAAGGUCGGAAAAAUUACGUUUAACUCGGAGCAAGUACUGGGCAAAGGAUGUGAAGGUACGUUCGUGUUUAAAGGAUCGUUUGAGAAACGGAAUGUGGCUGUGAAGCGAUUGCUACCUGAAUGCUUUACAUUGGCCGAUCGGGAGGUGUCUUUGCUGAGGGAAAGUGAUGCUCACGAAAAUGUCGUUCGGUACUUUUGCACCGAACAGGAUCGUCAAUUCAAGUACAUUGCAGUCGAAUUGUGUUCGGCAACUUUACAAGAUUAUGUAGAAGGUGGCUUUGAAAGCGAACUAAGAACAAAGAUAUCGGUGAAGGACAUUUUGAAGCAAGCAACUAAUGGUCUGCUGCACCUACAUUCAUUGCAUAUCGUGCAUCGUGAUAUUAAACCGCAAAAUGUGCUGAUAUCGUUACCCAACAAUAUUGGCGAAGUUCGUGCUAUGAUCUCAGAUUUUGGGCUGUGUAAGAAAUUGAAUCUGGGAAAAACGAGUUUCUCUCGAAGAUCGGGAAUUACUGGCACCGAAGGAUGGAUCGCACCCGAAAUGCUGAAAGGCCAGCGGACUACAACAUCGGUGGACAUUUUCUCUUUGGGCUGUGUCUUUUACUACGUUCUAUCUAACGGAGGUCAUCCGUUUGGCGACACUGUCAAGCGUCAGCUGAACAUUUUAUCCUACGAAUACGAUUUGAAAGUAUUUGACGGGGAGAAAUUCGAAAGCUCAAAGGUGCUAGCUGAGGAGAUAAUUGUUGCUAUGAUAAGCAAAGACUCUUCAAGGAGGCCACCAGCCGCAGCAGUAGUAAACCAUCCGUUUUUCUGGAAUGAGGAAAAAAUACUGUGUUUCCUGCAGGACGUAAGUGAUCGCGUAGAAAAACUUGAUUAUUCCGUGGCGCCACUCAAAACUUUAGAAAAGAAUGGAAAAUUUGUGGUGCGACAAGAUUGGACGAUACAUUUAGAUGACGCUAUCUCGGCCGAUCUUCGAAAGUAUCGUGGCUAUCAUGGCAGCAGCGUUCGUGAUUUAUUGCGUGCCCUACGAAACAAAAAACAUCACUACCAUGAGUUAUCGCAUGAAAUGCAGGUGAUACUUGGUGCUAUACCCGUUGACUUUACCAAGUAUUGGAUACAGCGUUUUCCUUACCUCGUCUCACACAGCUAUCAUGCACUCGAAAAACAUUCCUAUGAAAAUGCCUUUAAAGUUUAUUACGACUCAACGUAUUGUUACGCCAAACCCGAGUAUUUUUAUCGUGAAACAGACGAUUGUGUGUGGCCGGAUAAGUUAAGCAAAAAGUUAAAUGACAGCCCUAGAAGAAUGUCCAAAGAUUUUCGACCACGAAACAACGACCGUCGAUCAUCACAGGAUGUUCUGGCAGACGGAAAUGCCAAGCCUUUGAGUGAUAAUGUCUACAAAACGGGCAACAAACGCGGUUCGUAUAAUUUUCACAAAAAUGUCGACGGGGAAAAUACGCUGACGUUGCGAAAGAAUAAUUGGAGAAAGCCGAGUAAUAUUAGUCAGGACAACAAUUUAACUUGGACGAUGCCAAACAACGGUUGAUAGGCCGUCGCGUAUUAUUAUCUUUUGAAGAGAAAUUGGAAUGAAUUUCACUAGAAUUAUUUUGUGUUUCUAUCAGGCGGAAUUUGGCGAGGAAAUUCUGUUAGUUUUAUGGCUGUUUGAUGUUUCAUUUUUGUGAACCAGUGUUCUUUAUGGGGAUUUGAUGGGGUACAAAAUUUCGUUGUUUAUUUACUGCAAUGCUGCACACUGUCUGUGAUAUUAUAUACAAAAAACCAACACUAAAUUAGAAUGGGCUAAAAUUUACGAAAAACAAAAUUACGAUUCAAGCGUUAGCGUUAGUGUGUUUAGCAAUUAAGAAAAAAAAAGUUAUUUUAACCGGAAAUGUUUAGUAAAAUAUAUUUGUAAACACCAA
Messenger RNA from Bradysia coprophila, 3611 nucleotides. It is a transcript of the gene Ire1, whose product is annotated as serine/threonine-protein kinase/endoribonuclease Ire1. Gene Ontology annotation, biological process: protein phosphorylation; IRE1-mediated unfolded protein response; intrinsic apoptotic signaling pathway in response to endoplasmic reticulum stress. The record is from RefSeq and is a predicted model, not a curated record. Gene Ontology annotation, molecular function: protein serine/threonine kinase activity; ATP binding; RNA endonuclease activity. Lineage: Eukaryota; Metazoa; Arthropoda; Insecta; Diptera; Sciaridae. Gene Ontology annotation, cellular component: IRE1-TRAF2-ASK1 complex.